Messenger RNA from Mycena citricolor, 521 nucleotides. NCBI's taxonomy places the organism in Eukaryota, Fungi, Basidiomycota, Agaricomycetes, Agaricales, Mycenaceae. The record is from the annotation of a GenBank genome assembly.
CACGCUCGCCUGGAACUGCACAGGUGCGCCAUGUCAUCCGGCUUCCGCUUGGGACCGCUCAUUUUCCCGUCCAAGUCGACUGCGCGGCGAACCCGGGAUUCAAGCCCAUUGCAUCUGGCGGUGAUGGAAGCGCAGUUCAGUAUUGGUAUGUCGGAUACGACCCGGCGCUCGAGACGGUCAUUGUGGGACAUCAGGGGACGGAGACGAACAUUCUCGCGAUUCUGACCGACGCGACAUUCCUCAUGGAGUCUCUCAAUGCGACACUCUUCCCGGGCAUUCCCGCUGGCAUCGAGGCUCACUCCGGAUUCGCGAAUGAGCAUGCAAAAACAGCCGAGACGGUCUUGGCUAACGUGAAACAAGCGCUGUCGAUCACUGGAUUCAACAAGGUGACUAUGGUCGGGCACAGUCUGGGUGCUGCAAUCAGUCUGCUUGAUGCCGUAUAUCUACCCCUGCACCUGACCGGGGUCAAAUUCCAAUCGAUCCUCUAUGGGAUGCCACGGGUCGGAAAUCAGGCGUUCGCG